This is a messenger RNA of Calypte anna (Anna's hummingbird), 1669 nucleotides long. It is a transcript of the gene BRCC3, whose product is annotated as BRCA1/BRCA2-containing complex subunit 3. Gene Ontology annotation, biological process: double-strand break repair. Gene Ontology annotation, molecular function: cysteine-type deubiquitinase activity; polyubiquitin modification-dependent protein binding; metallopeptidase activity. Gene Ontology annotation, cellular component: BRCA1-A complex; BRISC complex. Bases 257 to 1042 code for a protein of 261 amino acids. The record is from RefSeq and is a predicted model, not a curated record. The transcript is spliced from 8 exons. NCBI's taxonomy places the organism in Eukaryota, Metazoa, Chordata, Aves, Apodiformes, Trochilidae.
ACCGCCCCGUCCCGCACCGCGGCAGGGCACGGAACCCGCUGCAUUGCGGAACCUCGAAGCCGCCGUUCGCGUGGGCUACACGGUGCUUCCGCCGCGGGGCACCGCUCGCCUCUCCGGAAGAGGGACCGGAGCUCGGCCGCCUCCAUUCGCUGCGGCGCCGGGAUCGGGCCCGCUGCCGGGAUCGGGCCCGCUGCCGGGGUUGGGGGGGAGCGGGCCUUGUCCCCGCCCGCUUGCACGGCGAAGGGGCAUCGGCAGCAUGGCGGUGCUGGCGGUGCAUUUGGAGGCCGAUGCUUUCCUGGUGUGCCUCAACCACGCACUGAGCACCGAGAAGGAGGAGGUCAUGGGGCUCUGCAUCGGCGAGGUCGACACCAGCCGAAUCGUUCACAUCCAUUCUGUGAUCAUCCUGCGUCGCUCUGAUAAGAGGAAAGACCGUGUGGAAAUUUCACCAGAACAGCUUUCAGCUGCUUCCACUGAAGCAGAGAGGUUGGCUGAAAUGACAGGACGUCCCAUGAGAGUUGUGGGCUGGUAUCAUUCCCAUCCUCAUAUUACUGUCUGGCCAUCACAUGUGGAUGUCCGCACACAAGCUAUGUAUCAGAUGAUGGACCAAGGUUUUGUAGGGCUUAUCUUUUCUUGUUUCAUUGAGGACAAAAACACAAAGACAGGCAGGAUUCUCUAUACCUGUUUCCAGUCCAUUCAAGCCCAGAAGAGCUCAGAAUAUGAAAGGAUUGAAAUUCCUAUUCAUGUUGUCCCCCAUGAAACCAUUGGAAAAGUGUGUCUGGAAUCAGCUGUAGAGCUGCCCAAGAUCCUUUGCCAAGAAGAGCAGGAUGCCUACAGGAGAAUUCACAGCCUCAGCCAUCUUGACUCUGUAACCAAGAUUCAUAAUGGCUCAGUGUUCACAAAGAACCUGUGCAGCCAGAUGUCUGCCAUCAGUGGGCCACUCCUUCAGUGGCUGGAGGACAGACUAGAGCAGAACAAACAACGAGUGCAGGAGCUGCAGCAGGAGAAGGAGCAGCUUCUGGAGGAACUAGCAGCUUUAGAGUGAAGGAGGAAAUGCAGACCCUUCAGAAAAGUCAUGAAAAAAACUCUACAAGACCUGCUGGCUGAAUGGUGGCCCUGCACUGCCUUACAGUGAAGAUUCUAACUGUGCCUCAUCUCUUGCUGUGUGCAGCAAGGAGCACUUCUCCAGGAUAAGGGUUUUCUCUCCCUCAGCUUGAUGAAAAGCAGCAGUAUCUCUCAAGGUGUUGUAUGAUGCAGUGCAAUUCCAGCUCAGUGAUGGGGUUGAGCAGCAUUUGAAGAGAUUUCAGUUCUGGAGUGCACACACCAAGGGAAGAUUGGUGUCAAGUCCCCUAUAUUUUCACAGAAGUCUUUCUGCUUUGCAUAUAUUCCAGGAGCCUAGAACAGGAGGGUUAGAAGGGAAGAGUGUGUCCCUGAAAUCAUACCUGAGAUGUUGCUAAUUUCUGCCUUCUAGUAGCUUUAGUUGAUGGUGAUCUUCUAUCUAGUAAUGUUCUGGAUUAUCCAGCCAGGCAUGAAAGAAGUGGGAGGGAAGCAUGGGAAGAGACCUGGAAGAAUGCAGGACCUGUGCUCAGCAUACUUCAAACCAAAUAAAAAUUCCAAAGCCAGAGCUGUUUGGAGUAGAAAUAAAAUGGAUACUACAGAGUGCCAGUGCCUG